ACACUUUGUGCUUAAAAUUUUGGAGAUAGGUGAACUAUUCAGGUGUGUUUUAGAUUAUAUUACCUUUCGGAUUCAUAAAAUAUUGGGCUUGUUUAGUUUGCCAAACUCGGGAGAAAUAAAAAGGGACAAACUCUUUAUACGUCAUCCCUAAUUUAUUGAUCUUCCCUAUUUAAAUCUCCAACAGAGGAAUUAAUGUGGAAUUGGUUUUGAUAGAGGUGGAGGUUACAAAGAAUGGUUAGGUUUUCAAUGAAGGAUGAGAUGUCAUCGAGAAAAUAGUUGGUGCCGAUGUCGAUAUAGCGGACGAAACGAGAGAGGUAGGAGAUGUUGGCAGGAAGGGGCCCGACCAAAUAUUUUUUGUGACGAAUCUAGGUUUUGUAUGUCGAACCAGUUCCAGAGGAUAGUGAAAAGCCAUAACCCAUAGUGAUCGAUGAGAGAUCAAAGGAAGACACAAUUGUUAAGGUAGAGAAAAUUACACUUUCAUACUCACUAAUAUAUUUUGGUAUAAAAUAGAUAAUGAUACGACCCAGAUUACAUUUAAUGAUUUGAUUACAACAAAUAUUAGGUGACUCAAAAGCUAAAAUUUAAAUUGCAAAUGAUGCAACCCACUACUUUUGUAUAAGUGAUCCAUGUCGAUUGUCGACCUAGCAUUGGACGCUUCAGGUCGACCUCACAGUACAGAUGUAAUCCCCAACACGCUAUUAUUCCCCGCGUCUAAGAGCCGCCUAACUUGCUUUAAGAAAGGAAUUUUAUUCGGCCAUUUCUGUACGCAGACCACAUUAUCGGAGGAGACGCUGUUCAUUGCUUCUGCUCUCUCUAUAAUUCUCUCAUCUUUCGAUAUCUCUAGUUACAGCUUUCCUUCCCUGAGUAGGAUCUAACGCAAUGGUGAGUUGAUUCUUUUUCUCGUCUUCAUGUUUCUCUUCUAUUAUUUCAGCUCUGAUAGCCUAGGGUUUCCAUUAUUUUUUUGUCUUCGAUUUCUGCUGGAUUAUGAAUCUCCGUGUGAGGGAGUGCUCCCGUUCGAUCUGUGCUCGAUCUCAGCUGUCCUGAACCUGAAAUUCGCUCAGAUUUCGUCAUUUAUGCCGCUGCGGGCUAUUUCUCCCGUGAUCUAAUCUUACCUAGUGCGUAACUGUAGAGAUCUGAGUUGCUCUUCUCCUUCGUCGCAUUUUCUUGCGUAGAUCUAUCGGAAGUUGUGCUGAAUUUUGAACCGAGCUCGGAUUUUAGCUGUAUUCCUUCUUUCGAUUGUGACGAUUGCUCUUGUGUUUAGCUAAGAGGAUCAAGGGUUCAUUUGUAUGCAAUUUAGGCGUUUGGUUUUGUGUUCUGUAUCUGUUGUCGAGCUGGAUCGAUGAUGAUGAUGUUUGGCGUUAGUUCUGCAAUUACUCCAUGGCAGCUCCUCUUUCAUUGAUUUGCUUGUAUUGCAGCUUUUCUAUGGGUUUACUUGGUAGUGUUUCUAUUAGUCAUGAUCCAAGUUUUGAGGUUCGAGGGAAACUAUGAGAUUUAUUGCGUUAUCAAUUUAGGCUUUUCAAUAUUGGAUUUGUUUUCCUCUUGGGAUUGGAUUUGGCAGUUAAUGAAUGAAUCUGAUCGAUAGCUCCAAAAAUAACUUGCGUCGACUUAGUAGGCUCGUCUUUGAAUUAUGAUUCUGGCGUCACAGGGGAGCUAGAGUUUGACUUAGUAUUGACUACUAUGGACUGUACGUUCAUGUUACCUUUUAGGCAAAUGCAGCAUCCGGGAUGGCAGUCCACGAUGACUGCAAAUUGAAGUUCUUGGAGCUGAAGGCAAAAAGAACCUACCGCUCCAUAAUUUUCAAGAUCGAGGAGAAGCAAAAGCAAGUUGUUGUGGAGAAGCUUGGCGAUCCAAGUCAAAGCUAUGAGGAUUUUGCUGCUAGCAUCCCUGCUGAUGAGUGCCGCUAUGCUGUUUAUGAUUUUGACUUUGUCACAGUGGAGAACUGCCAGAAGAGCAGGAUAUUUUUCAUUGCAUGGUCUCCUGACACAGCGAGGGUGAGAAGCAAGAUGAUUUACGCGAGCUCAAAAGACAGGUUCAAGAGAGAGCUCGAUGGGAUUCAGGUAGAGUUGCAAGCAACUGAUCCUACAGAGAUGGGGCUCGACGUGUUCAAGAGCCGUGCCAACUGAAUGGGGACAGACAUAUAAGGGGCCAUCUGUCAAUGGCUUGUGGCCUUUCAGGAUUUGCAUUUACUUGUGGUGUUAUGUUUAUAGUUUGGUGUUGAAUGGAGAGAAUUGUGAUACUGGUUUUCUGAGUUCAACCUGCUGUUCUGAACAUCCUUUUGUUCGUUUGAAGCAUGAAUACCUGGCUUUGUGAUCCAUAGAACCUUUUUGUGUUCUGACUGCGUUUCUCGUAGUUGUAUGUCUACGAGCUAAUUUGUAACUGUGUGUUUGUGGAGGGGUUUUAGGCAAGGCCUUGAGUUGAGUUGAAGGUGGAGAAGUGCUUGACCAUUGUCAUUCUACUUUAGGAUUGCUAAGAAAGGUGCCUCAUAUCCUGCAGUUACGAAGUUUGUUCUUGCUAUGUACUUCUAUUACUAAAGGAACUAAACUCCCUUUAUAUCUCCUUCUAUCACGUUUACAUAUGGAAAAACCCCCCAAUAUUUGAGUAUUUCCCAAGCCUAACUUAAUUUGGGUAAUUUUACUUAUGAGGCAUAUUCAUAUUCAAUUUUUUAGUUGGUUGUAAAUUGGAUCCAUAUUAUACAAAGUCAAAAAUAAUAUGGGUACUCAAUAUAAAAUAACUUGAAAGUUGGAAACACUUUAAUGUAAGGUGUAUAAUUGGGUCAAACAAAAAAAAAGUGUAUAAUUGGGUUGUACGUAGUUAUUGAAAUGGCUGGUAAUUUUUGUUAUGUGUAUGCAAUCAUCUGGUCCCAGUUAAACUUAUUUGAUUCUAACACAAAUGAAUGGACCCAAAUACUAUAAUUCAAAUACAACCCAAACCCAAUAUCAUUAAAAGUGCAAAUAGUUCUAUUUGGGUCAGGCCAACCAUACGAGUCAUGAUAAUUGGACCAAAUUACCCAAGAAAUGUACCCAUUGUCA
Linum trigynum is the source of this 3029-nucleotide messenger RNA. Lineage: Eukaryota; Viridiplantae; Streptophyta; Magnoliopsida; Malpighiales; Linaceae. The record is from the annotation of a GenBank genome assembly.